UUCACUUUCAACCAGGAAAACCACUGCACAGGUCAGACCUGCUCAUCCAAGCAUGGCGACACCUCUCACCGACCAGGAGAAGCGCAAGCAGAUCAGCAUCAGGGGAAUUGUGGGAGUGGAGAAUGUUGCAGAGCUGAAGAAGGGCUUCAACCGUCACCUGCACUUCACCCUGGUGAAAGACAGGAACAUUGCAACUCCCAGGGAUUAUUACUUUGCCCUGGCUCACACUGUGAGAGAUCACCUGGUGGGGAGAUGGAUCAGGACACAGCAGUUUUACUAUGAAGCAGACCCAAAGAGGGUGUAUUAUCUGUCCCUGGAGUUCUACAUGGGCAGGACGCUCCAAAACACCAUGAUCAACUUGGGGCUGCAGAACGCCUGCGAUGAAGCCAUCUACCAGCUGGGCCUGGACAUGGAGGAGCUGGAGGAGAUGGAGGAGGAUGCAGGUCUGGGGAACGGAGGCCUGGGGAGACUGGCAGCAUGUUUCCUGGAUUCGAUGGCCACCUUGGGUCUUGCAGCGUAUGGUUAUGGCAUUCGAUACGAAUAUGGAAUCUUUAACCAGAAGAUAAGAGACGGCUGGCAGGUGGAGGAGGCAGAUGAUUGGCUGAGGCAUGGAAACCCCUGGGAGAAAGCCCGUCCAGAGUACAUGCUGCCAGUUCACUUCUACGGACGAGUAGAGGAGACGAGAGAUGGCUCCAAAUGGGUCGACACUCAGGUUGUUUUGGCUAUGCCCUACGACACGCCCAUCCCCGGCUACAUGAACAACACUGUAAACACCAUGAGGCUGUGGUCUGCUCGUGCCCCCAACGACUUUAACUUGAGAGACUUUAAUGUUGGAGAUUACAUCCAGGCUGUUCUGGACAGAAAUCUGGCCGAGAACAUCUCCCGUGUCCUCUACCCCAAUGACAAUUUCUUUGAAGGAAAAGAACUUCGUCUGAAGCAGGAGUACUUUGUUGUGGCGGCCACACUCCAAGACAUCAUCCGCCGCUUCAAGACCACUAAGAAGGGCUGCCCUGGCCGAACCUCCUUCAAGAGCUUCCCAGACAAAGUCGCCAUCCAGUUGAAUGACACUCAUCCGGCCAUGGCCAUCCCCGAGCUGAUGAGGAUCUUUGUGGACAUUGAGAAACUCGACUGGGACACGGCCUGGGACCUCACCAGGCGCACUUUCGCCUACACCAACCACACAGUCCUCCCCGAGGCUCUGGAGCGCUGGCCUGUGGAGCUGCUGGAGACUCUCCUGCCCAGACACCUGCAGAUCAUCUACCAGAUCAACCAGGCCCACCUCGACAAAAUCGCAGCUCUCUUCCCAAAGGACAUGGACAAACUGAGGAAGAUGUCUCUGAUUGAGGAAGACGGGGGCAAGAGGGUGAACAUGGCUCACCUGUGCAUCGUGGGAUCUCACGCUGUCAACGGGGUCGCUGAGAUACACUCCAGAAUCAUCAAGAAUGAAGUAUUCCGUGAUUUCAGUGACCUAGAAUCAAGCAAGUUUCAGAACAAAACCAACGGCAUCACUCCCAGACGCUGGCUGCUGCUCUGCAACCCUGGACUGGCUGAGCUCAUCGCCGAGGUCAUUGGGGAGGAUUAUGUGAAGGACCUCAGCCAGCUGCAGAAGCUGAAUGACUUUGUUGAUGACGCUGCCCUCAUCCGUGACAUCUCUAAAGUCAAACAGGACAACAAGGUGAAAUUCGCCCAGUACCUGGAGAAAGAGUACAGAGUGAAAAUCAACCCGUCCUCCAUGUUUGAUGUCCACGUGAAGAGAAUCCAUGAGUACAAGCGCCAGCUCCUCAACUGCCUGCACAUCAUCACCAUGUACAACCGCAUCAGAAUGAGACCCAAUGCACCUUUUGUACCACGAACAGUGAUCAUCGGAGGAAAGGCUGCUCCUGGGUAUCACAUGGCGAAGCUGAUCAUCAGGCUGAUCACUGCUGUGGCUGAUGUGGUGAAUAACGACCCUGUGAUUGGAAGCAAGCUGAAGGUCAUCUUCCUGGAGAACUACAGGGUCUCUCUAGCAGAGAAAGUGAUCCCUGCCACAGAUCUGUCCGAGCAGAUCUCCACCGCCGGCACUGAAGCCUCAGGAACAGGAAACAUGAAGUUCAUGUUGAACGGAGCUCUGACCAUCGGCACCAUGGACGGAGCCAACGUGGAGAUGGCCGAGGAGGCUGGAGAGGACAACCUGUUCAUCUUCGGCAUGAGGGUGGAGGACGUGGCUGAAAUGGACAAAAAGGGAUACGAUGCCAUGUCGUACUACACGAAGAUCCCAGAGCUGAAACAAGUGAUGGACCAGAUCACCAGUGGAUUCUUCAGUCCUAAAAAUCCAGAUCUUUUCAAAGACCUCACUGAAAUGCUCUUUAAAUAUGAUCGUUUCAAAGUGUUUGCAGACUUUGAGGACUACACGAAAUGCCAAGAGAAAGUCAGCAAGCUCUACCAGAACCCAAAGGAGUGGACAAAGAAGGUGAUUAGGAACAUCGCUGCCACAGGAAAGUUCUCCAGCGACAGAACCAUCACAGAAUACGCCACUGAGGUGUGGGGCGUCAAGCCGACUGACCUGAAGAUCCCUCCUCCAAGUGAGCCAAGGGAGGCCAUCGAAGAAACAGUCAGAGCUCUGAAGAAAAUAUGAGGCUGUUUCACAACCGAGGGGCUGCCUUUAUGUUUACAGAUCAUUUACUGUUUCCUUUCCUUGCGCUCUUAACCUUCAAGUCUGAACUUUUUCAAGAACUGUGGGUGUCUCAAAAAUGACAUCUGCACGUUUUCAUUUAACACUUUUUAUUGUCAAACUACCUGAGUCAAAGAAUUCGCAUCACAGAAUUGUCUGUUAUAGACCUUUAGCAUCAACAAACACAUUCAACCAAGUGUCAGUGCAGAGACCACAUUUAUUGUUAUUUGUGAAUUCAAAUGGCCCCCCGGACAGGACAAUGCACCAUGCCACACCACAAAAACUGCUCAGGAAUGAUCUGAGAAAUGGAAAAAGAGCUUUUUUGAGUCCUGUGAGUUGUGAGGUGGGGUACAAGUACAUACCACAGAUGUUUGAUCAGAUUGGGAUACAGGGAAUCUGGAGGCCAGGUUGACACCUUGAGCUCUUUGUCACAUUCCUCAAGUCAUUGCUGAGCAGUUUUCAUGGUGUGGCAUCACACUGUCAUGCUGGGGGGGGCGGGCACUGCUACUUGGGAGUGCUGCUGCCAUAAGGGGGGGGUACCUGGUCUGCACUGGUGUUUUGGUGGGUGGAGUGCAUCAGGUGGAAACCACAUGAGUCAGAACUCAACAACAGAACAUUGCAUUGUAACAAGAUGAUCAGUGUUCACGUCACCUGUCAGUGGUUUUAAUGUUUUGGCUGAUCGGUGUAUACUUUACUACUUUUAUUAUGGACCCUACCUUACAACAUCAGUUCCCCUCUCUGAUCAUCAAUAAAUUAAACUGUCAAACACCUUGAUUGUAACACAGUGAUAUUCAGGCCUCACUAAUUGUUUUUGAACACAUAAAUUCCUCUCAAAUCAUGUAAACUGUCUCAUUUGAAACAACUUCUGGAUACUAUUAGGUACUAUUUGAUUUUUGCUCUGUUCAUGAUUUGAACUGUUUUUGAAGUCGACCAGAUCUUUGAAUUUUAGUGCUUUAAAUUUGAUAAAGAGUGGGUUUAUUGGUUCUCUGUAAGUGCUUUUGUUUACAGUUCUUAUUGCUCUUUUUGUUUAGAAUGAAGAUUGGAUUUGUGUUUGAUUUCUAUGUAUUUCUGGCCACUUCCAAACACUAAGUUAUAUAUGGGACUAAAACCCUGAUUCCAAAAACGUUGGGGCACUGUGUAAAACGUUAUUAAAAACAGAAUGCAAAGAUUUGCAAAUCUUUUUUGACCUGUAUUUGACUGAUUAGAUACAAGAUAUUUGAUGUUCAAACUGAUAACAAUCACUGUUUUAUGUAGAUAUAAGCUCAUUCUGAAUUUGAUUUCUGAAACAUGUUCCAAACAUGUUGAGACAGGCGAAACAAAAGACUGAAAGUUGUACAAUGCUCAAAAAACACCUGUUAACACAUUCCACGGGUAAACCACCUGUAGUCCAGACUGGUCUACCAUUGGAAAUGUGUGGCGCAUUAUGAGGCGCAAAAUACAUCAGCAGAGACCCAGGUAUGUUUAGCAGCUGAAGUCGCAUAUCAAGCAAGAAUGUGACAGAAAUUCUCUUUUAAAAACUUCAACAAUUAGUGUCUUCAGUUCCCAAACACUUACCGAGUGUUGUUAAAAGAAAAGGUGUUGUAACACAGUGAUAAACAUGCCCCUAUCCCAACUUUUUUGGCAUCAAAUUCAGAAUGAGUGUAUAUGAGUGUCUUUGGACUGUAUUCAAUUAAAAAAUAGGUCAAAAAGAUUUGCAAGGCAUUACAUUCUGUUUUUAUUUCAGUAUUACACAGCAUCCCAGCUUUUGGGGAAUUGGGGUUGUAUAAAGAAACAGAAGAUUACGUUUAAUUUAGAAGAUCUUUGACUUUAUAUAAUAGUAGUUUAUUAGUUAUUAUAAUAGUUUAUUGUCUAUUAGAGUUAAAAAAAAAUUUUUUGGACACUCUUUUGGUUUUUACUUCAUUUAUCAUAAGGUUCUUGUUUUUGUUAGUUAAAUGAUUCCCAAAUAUUAUAAAUUUCAUUUUAUUUAAAUUCAGUGUUAGCAUAUUAGUUUGUUAGAAUUAAAACAGCUCUUUGGCAUUUUCCUUUAUUUCCCUGCUGUAUCCAAAUGUUGUUCCAAGUCCUUACCACAACAAAAUAAAUCAGUAUCAUCUGCAAAUAAUGUUGUUUUCAGUAUCUUGGAGACCUCACAUAUAUCAAUUAUAUCAUUUAAGAUAAACAACAAUGGUCCCAAUAUAGAGCCCUGGGGAACUCAGGUUAUUUAUUUGGAUAUACUGGUCCCUAUUGUCCAGGUAGUGCUAACCCUCUCAUGCUUAUCUCAUUUGUUUUUAAUGUAUUUAAUAAUAAUUCAUGGUCAACAUUGUCAAAUGCUUUUUUUCUUUCUAGAAAUUCUCCUAUUGCAUAUUCUUUCUUUUAUACUGCAUUUGUUAUUUCCUCCACAAAAUCCAUUAGUGCAAAUGAGACUGUCCUCUUAGCUCUUAACCCAUGUUGCUGUUCACACAGUAUAUUAUGUUUAGUGAGUAAUUCAUUUGAUCUUUUAUAGAUUUUUCAGUAUUUUUCAGUGUAUAGAAACUGUGGAAGUAAGUGCAGUAGAAUGUCAGUAACUGAGCACUGAACUAAACCAAAUUGUAAGUCACAUUCCUGCUUCAUCUACUGAGUGACAACGCCUGUGUAUCCUCCAGGCAGGAGAUUUGUAUGUGUCUGUGUCAAUAAAACUUUGCUGAGGAAAGAUAA
Messenger RNA from Epinephelus lanceolatus (giant grouper), 5320 nucleotides. RefSeq names its product phosphorylase, glycogen, liver (gene pygl). Gene Ontology annotation, cellular component: cytoplasm. Gene Ontology annotation, biological process: glycogen catabolic process. The record is from RefSeq and is a predicted model, not a curated record. Lineage: Eukaryota; Metazoa; Chordata; Actinopteri; Perciformes; Serranidae. Gene Ontology annotation, molecular function: pyridoxal phosphate binding; glycogen phosphorylase activity.